AUGUGUAAGAUAAUUCCUUGCACCAAAGAAUUAAAGGCCGACGAAGCUGCUAAGUUGUUCUGGGACAACAUAGUUUGUAACUUUGGUCUACCAGCAACCAUAGUAUCAGAUAGGGAUAAGCUAAUCACCUCUGAUUUAUGGAACAACUUGAUGGAAAUUUCCGGAGUAAAACUAAAGAUGACAGCCCCACGUCGACCACAAGCCGAUGGUCAAACCGAAAGGAUGAAUAGAAACAUUGUUAAUCUAUUAUCAAAGAUGACCUCUAACAGAUUAGAUUGGGAUAUAGAGAUUAAAUCAAUCGAAUUCGCAAUCAACAACACCGUCAAUUCAUCGACUGGUCAUACUCCAUUUUCAAUACUACUUGGUUUCCAUCCGAGAACACCAUUGAACAUCAACCCAGAUUACAACCUGCCAUAUCUCGAAGCAGCCGAAUAUUAUAGACAAGCAGCUAGAGACAACAUGUUGGAAGCACAAAUAACAAUGGCGUUACAAUACAACAAGGAUAGAGACGAUUUCAAAUACGAGGUUGGUGAUCUUGUUUUGGUAAAGAGAGAGAAGGUCAACAUCGCGAUGAUAAAUGAUAAGGAUCAAAGUAAAGUCUUACCGAACUAUUGCGGCCCAUUUAAGAUUGUCUCCAAGAAGAGUGAACUCAACUACUCAAUAAGGAUCCAGAACCAUAAGGGUGGUCACAGAACUGUUCAUGUCAGUGAUAUGAAACCGUUCAUAGAAGAUGAUCGUAGAAUAUUCAAGAGUAGUGAUUCAAAUUAUAAACCUUUGGAAGAAGAAAUCGAUAAGAAGUGGAUAAAAGAAAUAGAAUGA
Dictyostelium discoideum AX4 is the source of this 819-nucleotide messenger RNA. RefSeq lists its product as hypothetical. The record is from RefSeq and is a predicted model, not a curated record. Gene Ontology annotation, molecular function: nucleic acid binding. Bases 1 to 819 code for a protein of 272 amino acids. Gene Ontology annotation, biological process: DNA integration. The transcript has a single exon. NCBI's taxonomy places the organism in Eukaryota, Evosea, Eumycetozoa, Dictyosteliales, Dictyosteliaceae.